AUGAAGUCAGCGACCGCCACCAAAAUCCCGAACGGGCAUGGCAGCCUCUACAAGGAGGUGCGCUUCUCGCCCACCAGCACACCGAUUAAACGGUCGCACUCGGUGCCAAACGAUCACCCCACUUUGAAUCUGAAUUUCGGCCACAGGCGCUUGGAAAUGGCAAAGGAGACACUCCCGACGCUGGCGAUCGGGUACCUCGAAGCAUCACGGUCAUUGCUUGAACGUCAGCGCAUAAAUUUCGAUCGAGAGCGGACUCUUUUCGCAGAAGAACGGCAACUGUGGGAGAAAGAGCGGGAGUUGCUCAAGACCAGAAUUAGGGAACUCGAGGCUUUGUUGAAGAGUAGAGGCGUUGCGACGGCACCUGCGGUCGGCGCAGGCAUAGUACCUUCUACUGGCGUUCCCUCUACGAGUAGUCCUGCACAGGUAUGGGAGGGUUCGAGUCCCAUGAGCCGACCUACGAGGGUCUUUCCCGACGAAGAAAAAUCAGAAAGCCACCUGCAUUUACCUUCAGUCUCAGAGCAAGGGGCGCCUCAACCCUCCCUAGACGCCGCACUCUCGCCGAAAUCUCACCCAACCGAACCACUAGCGAACAUCCCCGUACCUAUCGAGAAGCUCGAUAGCAGCCUCGACGGCAUCACCCUCAAAUCAACAGCGCUGCCUCCAGACGUCGUAGCCCGGGUUAUGACGCCACCAUCCCCCUCAUCCCGCGAGCCAUCGCCCACCUCCACUUUACAGGAAAGAGAAAGGCCGUCCAUGGACCGCCGCAGCAGCGUAAAGCUCAAGCUCUCGGAUCUAGGCCCGCCCGAGACCAACCUCGUGCGGGACGCUGGUCACACUCCGAUGGUUGUCAUCGAUCGCGACUUGGAUACAGCGCAGGGGUCACCUGGGGAGAUGGGCCUCGCCGAAGAUCCCCUUGAUCCACCCGCUACCCGGUUGCACCAGCCUACAGAACGCGCUGACUCAUAUUUUGAUGGGGUGGUGGAUUUACCAGAUGAUCCGGCCCUCCAAGGGCCCUUAUCCCUGGUCAAUGAGAAGAGUCACGACGAUAACUUUUUGCAAGAAGUUGACAUGAAGCUCCUUGGCCAGGCGAAGCGGAUUCUAGGGCACAGGGAGAAGGAGGAUGAGGACGAGGCGGACCUCGACAAUCCCUCUGGUCAGGGUCAGGGCGAGGAGGUCCCAGAGAUCAAGUUCAAGAAUACAACAAAUUUUGGCACUGCAUUUGGACAGUCCAUGUAA
Messenger RNA from Aspergillus nidulans FGSC A4, 1236 nucleotides. RefSeq lists its product as uncharacterized. Lineage: Eukaryota; Fungi; Ascomycota; Eurotiomycetes; Eurotiales; Aspergillaceae. The transcript has a single exon. The record is from RefSeq and is a predicted model, not a curated record. Bases 1 to 1236 code for a protein of 411 amino acids.